AUGUCGCUCGCUGCGGCCGUUCACAACGUUCUGGAUGAUCACAAGCAAGGAGAAGAGUCUAACGCUGGUUCAAAGUUGCGAGAUGGUGCACAGAGACUGAGCCCUCAUCUCCAAGUCCCACCGAAACGCCGUUCUUCGGGCUAUGGCUCGACACCAGGCUCUCCAGCUGGACGCACGGGUCCUCCAAACUCUUCUUUUCCAAUCUCACAAUCGACCACGAGCACCAACAAGGGGAAAGGGCGGGCCAUUAACUCUGACGACAUGUCACCUCCGAGCCGUACAAACAGUCAAGGCGAGGUCGUUAGUCCGUCUCCAGAGAAUAGUGAUGAAGAGGAAGCUAGACUGGCGGAUCCUUACCGCAAGAAAUUCAAGCGGAGUCCGAGCGGAUUCCGAAGUGCUUGGGAAUACGGCGAGCAGGAGACACCUGGAACGGCACGCAUGAAGAGACAACGUGACAGUUGGAUCGACGUCGAAGCGUGGAACCCAAUCAAAUGGCUAGGCCUGACGGAGGCGGACGAAAACGCUAGUGCCGAUAAGCAAGCGCAGGCUGAAACGGGCGAACCUCUGUCCAAAGAGAAAUCAGACGGAGAUCGAGAGGCGAAACCUGCUCCUGACGAGAAUCCAAUGCGUACCGAUUCUCCAGAGCCAGCUACAGAGGGAGAGGCGGAAAAGGUGGACAAACUGAAACCAGAGUCAUCGAAACAAAAUCGCCCGCCCCGCUCCUUUUCACUUCCCCACAUGAAGACGGCGCCGACGUGGAGUCGUCUCAAGGCUCUUCUCCCUCAGGUCGUUGGCACUCAGGGCCCUGCGCAGUCCCCUACUGUAGCGCACAAGCGGCAGGAGGUUGACAUCAUUCAUGAGUUGACAUACUCUGGGCUUGGGCCCCUCCUCCUUCGCAUGUGGUUCGAACGCGAUGAGCGGGACGAACGUCGAGUGCCUAUUCUUAUGCAUCAGUUGCGAAUUCGCGUGAGUGAUUCGAUAUAUCCUCUCAGCAACAGCAAAGCAGUCUUUCGUAUUGAAUGCGAAUACGCAAACGGCGCAGCUCGCUGGGUCAUCUAUCGACAGCUUCGAGACUUUCGAAAACUCAACCGGCAUUACCGACUUGCCAACUUUUAUACCCUGAACGAAAUCAAACUACCCGAGUUUCCGAGCAGUAGCAUCAGCAAGAUUCACUUCUAUCGUCUCAAACGCGAGAAGGGAUCCGCCGCUGCUCGUAUGGAGUUUGCGAAGAUGCAACGUCAGAUUCUAGAAAAUUACAUUAUUGGUAUGAUCAGGGCAGUGCAAGCUCCAACCGACUUGCGCGGUUCCUUGAAGUCUCCGCGCUUUCUAUCGCUCUUGCUCACUCUGGAGGCCCAGCUCAAAGCGGGGAUACUCAAAAUUGAGCCAAGCGGUAACAAGAAGGACUAUGCAAGGAAAGGAACAGGUUGGAGAGAGCGCCGUAAAGGUCGCUGGUGUGCCGUUCGUGAUAGCUACCUAGUUAUUGUGAAAGAAGCGGGAGAGCUGGAAAUUUACGACGUCUUCCUGCUUGACUCCGAGUUUACAGUGGAGCGCCCAACAAGAUACUAUCGACAAGGCUUGCGUGCCAUUCAUCUUGAAGAGAAGCCCAAAGGCAAUCGCCUUUCAAAAGUGCUGCAUCGACAUGACCAUGCCAACGAGAAGGGCGAUGAAAAGGAAGCAAACACCGAAGAGUCGGCUCCGAAGAAAUCCUUGGCCGCUCAGAUACUGGAAAAGCGGAAGAACGACAUCAAAUCGAAAGAUUUUGCCAAUGGGGAUAAAUCAGAACAAGCCAAUGGAACUACAGUUCCCACAGGGGAUAGUCAUGAAGCUCAUACCCAUCAUCAUCAUCAUCAUCAUCAUCACCACCACCAUCAUGUCGAGGGUGAAGAACACGAGCAUCACGAACACGGAAACCAUGGAGGUAAUAGUCCAAUUCGCGGUACCUAUAACGGCGGCACCAUGCGCUCCAGGGCAUCCCAUGGACGCCGCAGUUCAGUCUCCACUGCUCGUUCAACAAUUCUCGGACGGUUAAGGUCGAUCCGGUCCAACAAAGGGAGCUCAAGGAGAAGGAGUAGCUCGACAGACUCGUUAUCGUCACAUUCCUCCAGCUCAUCUGCUACUAGUGAUAUGGUCGAGCCUGCUUACCGUGACCCGUCGACACAUGUCAAUAUUAUGACAAAUAGGCACAAGCAAGGUGACGAAGGCAUGACGAAUGAGGACAAGCGAAAGCAAAGAGACCUCUCCCAUCACACGUUCUUUAUCGAGAAUUCCCAGAUGCGACUCAAACUUGUUGCAAGGACCGAGCGGCAAACCAAUCAAUGGAUCUCUGCCCUGGAGAGAAUGAAGAGCUCCUCUUAUUGGUACGGCAAGAAUAGAUUUGAUAGUUUUGCUCCUAUACGACUCAAUGUCGCGGUUCAAUGGCUCGUUGACGGGCGCGACUAUUUCUGGAACCUAUCACGAGCGAUUCAAUUAGCGAAGAAGUCGAUCUACAUCCACGAUUGGUGGCUUUCUCCAGGUACUUAUGAUCUCCUUUACCAACUCUGCCUCAUGUUUCGUCCAGAGCUGUAUCUCAGACGGCCCGGCAAGGAGAGCUAUCGGCUUGACAAGCUGCUCAAGCGCAAAGCUCAAGAGGGUGUCAUGAUUUAUGUUAUAUUAUACAAGGAGGUUUCAAAUAGGACGACGCCUACAGAUAGCAAUCACUCGAAACAGGUCCUCAUGGGACUUCAUCCUAAUAUCAUGGUCCAACGGUCGCCUUCACAUUUUGCGACGGGUACCUUCUACUGGGCCCAUCACGAAAAGAUGUGCGUCGUCGACGAGACAAUUGCCUUUAUGGGAGGCUUGGACGCAUCCAGAGGGAGCCAGAUCUGGCUAGGCAAGGACUACAGCAAUCCUCGAGUAAUGGACUUUCACAACCUGGAAAAACCAGAGCAAGACAUGUACGAUAGGUCCAAAGUUGCUCGCACGACGUCUCGCUGCAAGUCGUCGGUCAGCCCGCCAGAGACCUAUGCCGACAUUUCGUUCAGAGGCAAGCGCUACGCUCAACAUAGCGACCACAUUCACAUUCUCUACAGGUGGAACUUCCUGCUUCGCGUCAAGAACCACAGCCGACAAAUGCCAUUCCUUCUUCCUCCACCGGAAUUUAAGCCUGGCGAGCUCACAUCUCAAGGACUAACGGGAACUUGUGAGAUGCAAAUUGUUCGCUCGGCAGGCCCGUGGUCCAUGGGUACUUUAAACAAAGUCGAGCACUCAAUCCAGACAGCAUAUCUCAAAGCAAUCCAAAUGUCGGAGUAUUUCGUCUACAUUGAGAACCAAUUUUUCAUCACUUCGACCGUAGUCGGGGAUGUCGAGAUUGAGAAUAGAAUUGGAGAUGCCCUGGUACACCGAAUCAUCCGCGCUCACCGUGAAGGCACGAAGUGGCGGGCUUGCAUUCUCAUCCCAUUGCUGCCAGGCUUUACGUUCCCUGUCGACCACGAGAGUGCAAGCGCUAUACGCAUUAUUUUGGAAUGCCAAAACAGGACAAUCAACCGUGGCCCCAACUCCAUCUUCUCUAAAUUGCGCAAAGAGGGUAUUGACCCUGAUGACUACAUCACUUUCUUCUCCCUGAGAGGCUGGGGAAAGCUACCAGGAGAAGUUCUCACUACUGAGCAAUUGAUGAUUGUGGAUGACCGCCUGGCAAUUAUCGGCAGUGCAAAUAUCAACGAGAGGUCACAAAGAGGCGACCGUGAUUCUGAGCUGGCGGCAGUCAUCCGUGAUACAGAUCUGAUUGACGGGACCAUGGGCGGAAAGCCGUUUAAGGUCGGACGAUUUGCUCAUACCCUGCGAGUGCGCCUCAUGAGAGAACAUCUUGGCAUCGACGUCGACUCGCUCUAUGAGGAGGACAUUGAACAACAGCCAGACUCUGUCGAACCCCCGGCCAAUCCCGGGAAUACUCAAAGAUGGGAUCCGGAUAACGAACAAGAGGAUAUAUCACCCGAACAUCCCAAGCUUGAGAAGGAGGACUUUAAACCUAUCAAGGGUGAGACAUCGGCUGUAUCUCGUAUGGUGCAACUUGCAGCUGGUAAUAUCCAGCAAGUCUUCUCUGGCGUGGACGCCGCAGUGGCUUAUGGUCAAAGUGAGGCGGCUCAUGAUAUAGGAAUUGCUCCUGGACGAGAGCACGGCAUCACUGGAGACGAGGGCCUGAAUAAGGAGCGCCAAACAUAUGGUCGCGAUGGGCAACUGGAGCCGGGUUUCGCGUCAUCUAAAGUUCCAACCCUCGAGGAGAAGACGGUAGCGGAGAAGCGCCCCCACGAAACUUCAGGCGACAAGCCAUUGGCAGAGGCAAUUGAAAAGGGGGUCGCUGGUCCCAACCCAUUAUCCGGCAAGACGCAAGAUGGAGAAUUGUACGCUGCACCCGCGGACGCCAUGCCGGGCGACACUGAGCCACCUCAUGCACGAACACCCUCCAAAGAGGAUGCAGACGACCAAGAAAAGUCUGCUGUACGAGCAAGGAUGCUUCUUCGACAACACUUGACUGUGCCGUAUGGAACAAAGAACUGGACAAUCCCAACGCCAGCCCCCAUCAUCGAUCCGCAUGGAUUCGAUGACCCUAUCAGUGAUCAUUUCUUCAAAGAUGUCUGGAUCGCAGCAGCAGUGCACAAUACAGAGAUUUACCGACAAGUGUUCCACGCCGUACCCGAUGAUCUCAUCACGACUUGGAAGCAGUACAAGGAGUUUGUGGCUCAUCACGAAAGACUGCAGAAGCCUGUGCACGACCCAAAUACAGACAAGGACAAAGCCGCGACGGCAGACAAGAAUGCCGACGACAAGUCUGAUCGACCUGCAGUUGGACGCGUUCCGUCAGAAGGAGGGAAUAGUGAGAUUGGAGUCGUGGUGACGGAUACGGACGCCAAAAAUGCGGCUCAAGAUCAACUAGGCAAAGACCCCGACGCGAAUGUUCGAGAAAAUCGGACACCAGAUGUCAGUAGUCACAGCAAGGCUCCGAGCGUCACCUCUGGUAGAUACGAGGAGGGCUCGACCUCGGCUUCGCAGCAGUCACAGCAGACCAAGAAGAAGCCCACUGGACCGGACGAGCCGUUUGAACCUUGGGAGCGAGAGUAUAUGGAAGAGCUGCUAAACGACGUCAAGGGACACCUCGUACUGUUCCCUACUCGGUUCCUGGAGGGAGAGGAUAUAGCCGACAACUUCUUGUUCAACGCCGAUCGGCUACUUCCCUUGCCCAUUUACAACUAG
Molecule: messenger RNA, 5226 nt
Organism: Serendipita indica DSM 11827
Lineage: Eukaryota; Fungi; Basidiomycota; Agaricomycetes; Sebacinales; Serendipitaceae
Source: the annotation of a GenBank genome assembly